Messenger RNA from Neocloeon triangulifer, 1170 nucleotides. Its product is annotated as poly [ADP-ribose] polymerase tankyrase-1-like. NCBI's taxonomy places the organism in Eukaryota, Metazoa, Arthropoda, Insecta, Ephemeroptera, Baetidae. Bases 88 to 660 code for a protein of 190 amino acids. Gene Ontology annotation, molecular function: NAD+ poly-ADP-ribosyltransferase activity. The record is from RefSeq and is a predicted model, not a curated record. The transcript has 3 exons.
UCACCUCAUUAGAAUGAUAUUUUGGCUUAGACUUUUGCACAUAAAGCGGCUGCCUCUGCCUGCUUGCAAAACUCACAAGCUGGAAACAUGGCCGAGCUGGUGGAGCUGCAGCCGGAAGACGAGAUGUACGAGAAAAUUUUCAAACUGACCAUCGGCCUCAGCCAAAAUAUGUCCAUUGAAAAGAUUUACGCAAUCAUCAAUCCGACGUUGCAGUCCAUAUUCGAAGUGGGGAAAUUCGUAAUCGAAGAGGAAAUCGGCGGGGAGAGCGAAGUUUUUGACCUUUUCCACGGAUCGCCGGAAGCAAGGAAAAUCGCCCACGAAGGUUUCGACCUAAGUCUGGCCAAAGAUUGUGGAAUUUUCGGCAAAGGUGUUUACCUGACGGAAGAUUCUUACCAGGCGCUUGACUACAGCACGUGUCCUGACCCAGAAAGCGACAAAUCCGACUGCACCCCGCAAAUCCUCCUCUGCCAGUGCAUUAUGGGGAAGCAUUUCAGAAUAAGCCAAUUUAUCCAAUGCAACAAGCGCGUUCCACCUGGCUUUCACAGCAGCGCCUUGUGGAUCACCAAUCUUCGCGUUCCCAGGACUACCUACUGCUUCCCAAAACGUGAACAGGUUCUCCCGUACGCCCUUAUUGAAUGCAGACGGCGCCCAAGGGAAUAAGAAUCAGAAGAAAUUUUCUCUAAUCCGCUGAAGUUUUUACAUGAAAUACUUCCUUCUGCUGUGAAAAGCCUUUGAAAGUAAUCAACAAACGCUGCAUGCUACAAUUCAGUAAUGCGAAUAUCAGGAGCACUUUUAAACGUUUUCAAUUUUUUAUAAUACUUUUUUUGGAAAAUAUGCUUGUUUUCAUCUCAAAACGCUUGAUUUUAUAAAAAGUUGUUUUACGCAAUCAGCCGGCAGUGCGAUUCUUUCCGUGUCCUGCCAAAUUUCAACGCAUAAGCACUGGGCUAAAAAUACUUGGUUUAUUUGGUUUGGACUGUGUGUUGCGGAGAUGUGUCUGCAUGAUUCAGAGAGCCGCUGCCUUAGACUUUUGAGCGCAUUUUAUUUUAUAUAAAAGUGAGGCUGCUGCUUCAAAAAUUUAUUUCUGUACUUUCAACGCUUUUUUACAUAACCGCAGUGCAGAGCAAAUAAAUUUGCCAGUUUAAAAGUAAUAAAAUAUUCUGCGAUUUUUAC